This is a messenger RNA of Aspergillus wentii DTO 134E9, 616 nucleotides long. RefSeq lists its product as uncharacterized. The transcript has 2 exons. Bases 130 to 468 code for a protein of 112 amino acids. Lineage: Eukaryota; Fungi; Ascomycota; Eurotiomycetes; Eurotiales; Aspergillaceae. The record is from RefSeq and is a predicted model, not a curated record.
GUCCAUCCCGUUAGUCAGAACAGGGUUCCACGCGUCUGAUUGGCCGCCAGCCCUGCAGCCCGUGGCAGUAGAGCUGCAGUGCGUGGCCCACGCAUCCUUCCCGGUGGUGCUGCUCCCCGCCAGUCCCUCAUGGCCGACGGUUGCCCCUCGCCCACUCUUUGCUGCCCGCCUCACUGUGAUCGCCCGACUCUUUUGUCCGCUUCUGCCCACGGCCACGCGUGGGUUUCUCGCACUUCCCCCUCUCUCUCGCCGGCGUUUCCCCCCUCGCUCCCUUCUCACUCUCUCUUUUCUUCUCUCUCUCUUUUACCUAAACCAAACUUCUUUCGACUCCUCCCACUUCUCUUCUUCUUUUCUCCCCUUCUUCUCCCUCUUUCUUCCAUUAUUCAACAUCCCCCUCUUCUUCUUUUCUCUUCCCCCCCCUCCUCCUUCACUUCUCUCACUCUCUCUUCUUAUAAUCAUUCAACAUAAUCUUUCUCUUCUCUCCCCGCGGUGUUUUGUGUGCUUUAGUCUUCCUGGGUUUCUUUACGACUACCUCUACUUUCCCCUCGGUCCGCCUGUGGCUGGACCCCCUCAAUACUGGAUUCACUUCCUACAAUAAUUCCCCCGCUCAAGGAAU